AUGAACCAUAUCGCUGUGGCGGGGAAACCAUCGGCCACUUUCACGUUUGCUUGGAGUUCAAUCUUCCACGCACGUGAUUGUGCCUGGAGAAACGACACCCGCAUCAAGGCAGAAAAGGCCACUUCCAUACGCAUGACGGCGCCACAAUCAUUGUGGCCCAAUUUAGCUUCAGACGGGGCGCUGUCCAUUUGCGUACAAUGGGGUACAUCCGGUAUUCUCGGUUCAUCAGUGCCACGAGCAUAUGGUGUCUUGGCCGGCGUUGUUGCCGUUCACACAACAACGUCGGCGGCCCAAGGGACGAAAUUCGUAUUCGUAACGCCCGUGGGCAUUAAGAAGCUACCUCACCUCAAGUCCCAUGUGAUACCGGCCGCCACGUUUUUCAUCGUAUUCGCGACUGCGAUGUCCACGGGCCUCAAAAUGAAUCCUGUCCAAGGUGCGCGCUUAGCGGCACAGCGUUGGAUUCCGAUGAAUCGGUCGACGUCUCAAUUCGUUCCUAUGCGCGACGCAGGAAGGGGUUCCUAUCCCGACGCCCUCGAUAUCUCGGCUAUUGAAUCGGUGCAAUGCAAUUUGCCCGUGUCGCAUCAUGACCUGCCUCCCUCUCACUACGAUUCACCGAGGACCAGACCAUAUGUCAGCCGUGAAACCCGCACUCGCGCUGCGGCGCCCACAAUCCACCUUUGUCACCCAUCAACAAACAAUGUUGAUAUCCUGAUCGUCAAACCGACGCUCUUCUGCUCAUCCACUGCGCAUACCAUAUCUGGAAAAUGGACUUCUACAGGAAGCGAAGUCUUGUGCGAGGCUGUUCGGCUGAUAUCUGCCGCAAGAGCGACACUGGUCGUGCCGGGGCCAAGUCCUCUCAUGAAGACACAUAUCAUCGAACCUUACUGCAGGCAUCUCAUUUCUGAGAAGAAUGUUUGA
Postia placenta MAD-698-R-SB12 is the source of this 918-nucleotide messenger RNA. RefSeq lists its product as hypothetical. The record is from RefSeq and is a predicted model, not a curated record. The transcript is spliced from 7 exons. Lineage: Eukaryota; Fungi; Basidiomycota; Agaricomycetes; Polyporales; Adustoporiaceae. The coding region runs from base 1 to 918 and encodes 305 amino acids.